CUCUUUUCAAAAGAUGGAUUUUCCCGGCCAUCCUCCAUUUCAAAUCCGCCGCUUCAGUUUAUAACACUUCCGUUUCAAAUCCAGCUUGAUCGGUACUAGAUUUCCGGCCAUGAGAGAAAGAACGGGGUAUUAUUCCGACGAUUGCAGUGUCUCCGUCGUAGCGUUUACGUCUUGCCUUAGCCGCCGGAGGAGACGGAGACGUAACGGCCGCAGAUGCCCUGGAGCCGCCGCUUGUCUGUUGCCUAGUUGGUUUUUUGCGCGGUGGCGGAAGAGCAAAGAUGAGAAGAAGAAGAAGGCUCCGGGCCAGGUAUCGAAUGGAGAGUCACCGUUGCCGUUACAGUUGGUGGAUUCAGGUGGUCAAAAGGAAGCCUCAUUCAACGUAGGUAUCGGAUUAGGUCUAAUGUAUGCCAUUGCAGGUUGCAGAAAUGAACUCAACAAGAUUGUAGACUUACGUUUGCAAUUCGAAACCUUAAUUCAAACUUACAACAAAGCACAAAAUCAGCAGCUCCCAUCAACUCCAUCCGAUGUCUCAACCCUCAGCAACCUGUCCAGCUUCUCCAACACGGACAGCCACGAAAAUUUUAAGGAUAACGGCGAUUGUUGUGGGCGACACAUGAAAUGCAAUAAGAAGAUGAUGAGUAGAAGGAGAAAUGUGGGAAGUUCAGAGAUGAUGGAUGAGCUUGAAGCUGAACUUGUAGCAGAGUUGAGUCGAUUGCAGCUUGAUUUGGAUUCUGAUGUUACGUCCCGGGACUCAACACAACAUAAUGAGAUUAUCAUUGGUGAGGAAAACGAAGCAAGGCAGAAUGAAAGGUUUGGAGGAGUGGAAGAUAUUGAAAUUGACACAAGAUACUCAGAGUAUGAGCUGGCAGUUUCUCCAUACGAACUAGAAAUAAGGUUGCAUGAGGUGUUGAAGGAGAGACAAGAAGAAAGGAUUGAAGAGCUGGAAUCAGCUUUAGAAUCCGCCAUGGAAAUGCUUCAUCAGAAAGACGAAGAGCUUUCGUGGUGGAAAGACACCGCCAACCUCAUUUCCCAACACGUUUCCAAUGUUCCUCGCUUUUCUUGAGGCGUAGCGCUACAACAAAGAAGUAGACAUUCUAUUCUGAAUUUACAUCAUAUGCGAUAUGAUGGUACACUUACAAUUUUUUUUUUUUUUUUCUGGGAUUAUAUGAUAUGAUUUUUAGUGUUACAUUGGAUAAUUAUAUUAAAUUUUGAUUAAUUCAAAUUUAACUCUA
This is a messenger RNA of Ipomoea nil (Japanese morning glory), 1232 nucleotides long. RefSeq names its product protein POLAR LOCALIZATION DURING ASYMMETRIC DIVISION AND REDISTRIBUTION-like. The transcript has 3 exons. NCBI's taxonomy places the organism in Eukaryota, Viridiplantae, Streptophyta, Magnoliopsida, Solanales, Convolvulaceae. The record is from RefSeq and is a predicted model, not a curated record. Gene Ontology annotation, biological process: asymmetric cell division. The coding region runs from base 110 to 1063 and encodes 317 amino acids.